Pomacea canaliculata is the source of this 1294-nucleotide messenger RNA. RefSeq lists its product as uncharacterized. Gene Ontology annotation, biological process: cell-matrix adhesion. Gene Ontology annotation, cellular component: lysosome; extracellular region. Bases 26 to 742 code for a protein of 238 amino acids. Gene Ontology annotation, molecular function: calcium ion binding. The transcript has 7 exons. The record is from RefSeq and is a predicted model, not a curated record. NCBI's taxonomy places the organism in Eukaryota, Metazoa, Mollusca, Gastropoda, Architaenioglossa, Ampullariidae.
UAAGAAAUGUUCCAGAGGAAACAAAAUGGCGCGCAGGGAGAAGACGAUCGUCUUGCACGAUGUGUACCGGCUGUGCACCCUUUCACUUCUGACCAUAGGACUGGUUCACACAUGUUGUGUUCCCCACCAAUGGUUCGGCCCCGUUCGAGUCCUCACGACCACAGUGGCGCAAGGCAUGCCGGGAACGGACGUACAAGUGACGCUUCAUGGUUAUGAUGGCAACAACCAUCGAGUUGCAGUCAGCUAUCGGGACGAGAAUGGUACAUACGUCCGUGACAUACUGGAUUACGGAAAGGGGCUGGAGAUGUUCAUCACUAACGACAUCUGGAACUCACCUCAAAUUAAAUGCACCAAGCACCAGCUGAAGGGUUCUUGGAAACCAGCAUGUACACCAGCAAACGCUACCAUCAGCAAGGAGUUCUACAUGGGCCAUCCCCCGCAGCAGUACUAUAAGCAGCUGUACGCAAAAACCUUUUCUUUUACUCGUGAAACUCUCAAAGCUAAGACCAUGAUGACUACAGACAAGUGUUCGAUAGUUGGAGAGGUGGCGUAUGACAUCAGUGACCCUUUCGGUGCAAAGGUGAUCAACAGGUUGUACGUGAACCAAUCAUUCUACCCGUAUGACGAUUUUUUCAAGCCGCCAGAGAAUGUCACAUGCGUCCCAGACUCCAACCCUCCUCCACUGUCACCAUGGCGACGGCUCAGCCUUUUCGGACUUCUGGUCGCUUGGCCCGAGUACUGAGUCGUGGUUUUCUUCUGAUCCCAUCAAUGUCGUCCCAGACUGAUGGCAUCAAGCCGAUAAAAGAACUUUUUUUUCUUUUUCUCUUCAUUAAAAAAUAGACGGAUGCUGCUGCACUAAAUUUUACAGUGUGUGUACACUAUGAUUAACAGUUGGGGGCCAGCACUGGACUGUUUGCAGAAACCCUGUGACUACCUAACAGGUCGCUCUAACCUGUAUAGUGCGUCACGAGGACGCGUGACUAGAAGACCCACGAAGUUUAUCGAGUGUAUGAACGCACUCGCCUAGCAAUACGCAGGACGAAAGCUGUCGACUUAACUGGUCAGAGGAAAACCUGGCUAACGAACGUCAAAGAGGGGACUGGUCGUCCUGAGCAGGACCUGCUGACAGUCGGGCACGUUAGGUACCAUGUCUAUCCAUGGUAUCCCCCAAACGACAGACACCAGUCCAGGGGUGUUUAACUUCAUUGUUCUGCGUAACAUUUCUUUAAGCAGACUAUAAAUUACCUGUCAUAAAAAUACAAAUAACGAAAGAAAACUAGAAGUUUCCAAAGAA